CGGGGCCGGGGGGGUAACGGGGGUAAAUGGGCCGGGAGCGGGGCGAUGCGUUAUGGGUAUAGCGAUAAAUAGAGCGAAACUUGGAGGCUGGGGGGCACAGCGAAGCCCCGAAGGCCUGACAGCGGCCUGGACACAAAGCGGGGGCUGUGCGCGGGAACCGGAGCGAACGGGCAGCACCGAAAGGCCGGGGCUGCUGCAUCCAAACUAGUGACCGGAUCCGGGCAGAAGAGGAAACAUGGAUGCAUCGCGCCGCAGUGGGAAGAACUGUCCGAGCUCGGGGCCGGCCAGCAGGAGAGUGAAGGUGGAACAUGGAUUUAAUCCCUUGUGCAGCCUGUGCUGCCCUCAGCCUGACGGAGCCAUGUACCCACCCUACAUCAGAGAGCAGCGGACAAACCUGGAUGUUCUCAGGAACCGUAAACCUAUCGAGACGCCAGGACCUGGAGCAUAUGAUGUAGACCCAGGCUAUCGAGCUUGCUUACCCAGCUCCCGCAGCAUCACCAUCCAAGGAGUCAGGAGACCCAAGAGACACGACAUCGGCCCCUUUACAACAUUCUGAAAUAAACUGCAGAAUUCCACCCCAGCCACAACCUCUUCAGUAGUUAAAAAUACACAGGAGCUCAACCUCA
Coturnix japonica (Japanese quail) is the source of this 626-nucleotide messenger RNA. It is a transcript of the gene STPG3, whose product is annotated as sperm-tail PG-rich repeat containing 3. The record is from RefSeq and is a predicted model, not a curated record. NCBI's taxonomy places the organism in Eukaryota, Metazoa, Chordata, Aves, Galliformes, Phasianidae.